UCUGCUGAGGGAAGCCAGGGGGAGGAAGCUUUAGCUUAGGAACCAGCUACUUCCCUGGGCUGCAGCACAGCUUGAGUCCUAUUUGUGUGUGACAGGACCCAGGCACCGUCUCUCCCUCUCUGUGUGCUCGGGGCAUCUGACUGCCAGCCGGGCCCUGCUCUGCCAGUGGAUAUGGGAACCCAUUCAGAAGCUAUGGAGCUGAACGGGAGGAUGGGGGAGGCUGAUCAUCUGCAUGAAGACGAGAUUGUGCGUGAAAGGACUCGACGGAACUUAAAUAUAAAUCACUAUGCGAACAAAAAGAGUGCGGCAGAGAGCAUGCUAGAUGUAGCGCUGUUAAUGGCUAAUGCAUCGCAGUUAAAAGCCGUUAUUGAACAAGGACCUAGCUUCUCGUUCUACAUCCCUCUCAUUGUGCUGAUCUCCAUAUCACUGUUUCUCCAAGUGAUGGUUGGAGUGUUACUAAUUUUUCUAGUGAAGUAUGAUCUAAAUAACCCCGCAAAACAUGAAAAGCUGGAUUUUCUGAACAACGUCACAACGGGUCUGGUGUUCAUUAUUGUUGUAGUGAAUAUUUUUAUCACAGCGUUUGGGGUUCAGAAACCAGUAGAUACGUUGAAUAAACAUUAAUGGCGUGCGAGUACUACAGCUUGAACAAUAUGUGCAUUUUUUACACAGAUCAAGUCAAAUAAGCGCUGUGUCAACUUUCUAUUGCUGUAGAAUAUACAGAUCGAGUGAAUAUAAACAUUUAAACUGGGUAUUUUAGCCAGACGGACUUUUAUGUAGAAUCAAAUGAAAUCAGGGAACAAAUAAUUUUACUUUUAUUGACUUAAAAUGCUAUAAGCAUAUUUCAGUUAUCUUCCAUAAAUCUGUAUAAAGGCGCUGCACUGCCAGACAAUUCAUGAAAUAAGUGAUGUAGCAGAAUAAGAGGAAAGAAACAGAUGUAUCAUUGCAUUUUUAUAAGUAAAGAGCAUCAUGUAAUAUCUACAAGAAAAAAACAAAAACGCUGCUGUUUCUCCUUGUUUGACAUCACUGUGAGCUGAAUCAACAGUAACCAAAGAAAAUGUGAAUUGGAACAGUUCCAAAAGCUUAUUCCCUGGCAAUGAAAAAAGGUAAAAAUAAAUAAAUGAUGCUAAUAUACAGUCAUAUAACUGUAAUAGAUUCACCAUAGUAGAGAGAAUGUCAAGGUGUAACAUAUUUGCUACCCAGGAAUUCUCCGCUACACACUUAAAGAUAUUUACUAAACUUUGUCACAAAAUCUCCAGUGGACUGGUUUUUUUUUUGCAAAUGAUUGUAAUCAACAAGCAUUUUUAAUUGAAUAGUGGCCCUUUUGGAAUGAAGGAGUCAGCACUUAAAGAAUCUGUAAUAAAACAAAUCUAAAGGAAGAAAAAGUGCAUGUUCACUGCCCAGUGCACUUAUCAAAUAUCCAAUCCCUUCUCUGCAAAAUAAAUUUUCUUUUAAAGGAACAGUCAAGUCCAAAAUAAACGUUCAUGAUUCAAAUAGGGAAUGUCAUUUUAAACAACUUUCCAUUUUACUUUUAUCACCAAUUUUGCUUUGUUCUUUUGGUCUUUUAGUUGAAAGCUAAACCUAGGUAGGCUCAUAUGCAAGUCUGUCAAAAGAUCUGAGAUAAGAGGGCAGUUUGCAGAGGCUUAGAUCAAGGUAAUCACAGGUAAAAAGUGUAUUAAUAUAACUGUGUUGGUUUUGCAAAACUGGGCCAUGGGUAAUUAUCUAUCUUUUUAAACAACCAAAAUUCUGGUGUUGACUGUCCCUUUAACUGCAAAGAAGAUGGCUUACCAUAAUUCCAAGGCACCAUAUCUAGCGUGUAGCAGCUCUUUAGCACAAUGUAAAAUGUGUUGUAAACAGCAAGAAACAUGUUUUAAUAUGUUCACAAUAAUGAGACUCUGGUUUUGUUCUGUUCAUUUAAAAACUAUAAUAAAAAGACAGUAUUAUUAUGUUA
This is a messenger RNA of Bombina bombina (fire-bellied toad), 1948 nucleotides long. It is a transcript of the gene NINJ1, whose product is annotated as ninjurin 1. The transcript is spliced from 4 exons. The record is from RefSeq and is a predicted model, not a curated record. NCBI's taxonomy places the organism in Eukaryota, Metazoa, Chordata, Amphibia, Anura, Bombinatoridae. Gene Ontology annotation, cellular component: membrane. The coding region runs from base 172 to 621 and encodes 149 amino acids. Gene Ontology annotation, biological process: tissue regeneration; cell adhesion.